AUGGAUUCAUCAAAAAACUCUCCAUGGCUUGCUGCGCCAUCCAUUGAUCGCCCUUUCGGGAUUCGAUUAUGGCCAAUAUUUGACCGUUUCUUCUACACACUCGCAGGUUAUCACCCGCAAGACUUUGAUUUUAAGCCAAGAGAGACUCCUAUGUCUACGCUCAAAGAAAGUUUUAUGACGAUUAUUGUGUACUACAUUGUAAUAUUAGGGGGACGAGAACUGAUGCGCACGCGUCCUGCUUUUCAACUUAACACUUUAUUUAAGAUUCACAAUUUCUACCUCACUGCUAUAAGUGGAGGUCUCUUGGUUCUUUUCCUUGAACAAUUAAUUCCUACUAUUGCCAAACACGGUGUUUUCUUCGCUAUUUGCGACCACCGCGGUGGAUGGACUCCACCCCUAGUAAUUCUUUACUAUUUAAACUAUUUGACAAAAUACCUUGAACUUUUGGACACCGUGUUUUUGGUGCUAAAGAAGAAACCAUUGACAUUCCUACACUGUUAUCACCAUGGAGCAACGGCUUUACUUUGUUACUCACAGUUGAUCGGUCUAACAUCUGUCUCUUGGGUCCCAAUUACCCUCAAUCUCACUGUACAUGUCGUCAUGUACUGGUAUUACUUCCAGAGUGCUCGUGGAAUUCGGAUAUGGUGGAAAGAGUGGAUCACGCGUCUUCAGAUUAUCCAAUUCGUCAUUGACUUAGGAUUCAUCUAUUUCGCGUCGUACAGCUACUUCGUCUCUACUUACUUCAAUUGGUUACCGCAUGUUGGAGACUGCGCUGGUGAAGAAUUUGCCGCGUUCAGUGGAAUGGGUAUAAUAACAUCUUAUCUUGUUCUAUUCAUAUCAUUCUAUAUCGCCACAUAUUCCAAAGCGUCUGGCAAGAAAGGAACUGGGCGAAAAGCUGCAAAGUCUCUAAAAGAUGCAGAAAUACCCGAUGUCCAAGCAUUGAUGAACGGCAAAGCCACAGGUUCAUCGAGCGCCACUUCUGGCAAUGGGGCUAAUUCGCGCUCCACAAGGUCUCGCAAGGCUUAG
This is a messenger RNA of Blumeria graminis f. sp. triticale, 1026 nucleotides long. Lineage: Eukaryota; Fungi; Ascomycota; Leotiomycetes; Helotiales; Erysiphaceae. The record is from the annotation of a GenBank genome assembly.